AUGGAGGCGCCCCAAGACCCCCAACAGCCGCCCCCGGCCUCCCAGCAAGCGGGGGAGGCCCUGACGACGCCCUCGCCGUCCCGCAAGCUGACCAGCGCCUCGGUCAGGGCUGACCUAGUGGCCCAUAUACGCGGGCUAGCCGAGGCGUGCGGCGCGGUGCCCGACAUCUGCAAGCGGCGAGCGCCCGGCGAGCCAGACCUGGCAGUGGGCGCGCAGGUGGCGGACUGGGAGCAGCUGCGGCGCCGCAAGGAAUUCGACCUGCUGCAGGCCUACCCCGCGGCCGGCCUGCACCCUUCCACCUUUGUGCCCACGUCGCAGGCGGUGCCGGCGCUGCCCGACUCCGCAGCAGCAGCAGUCACGGCGGCCGCCGCAGCUGCAGCAGCCCUGCCGGUGCCGGUGCCGGCCAUGGUGCCGGCCUCGGGCUCGGUUCCACUGGUGCCCGCGAUGCCGGCGCCUGCGGCGAUGCCGGCGGAGCGCCAGGCUGGCGGCGGCGUGCGCCAGGUGGGCAAGAUCACCAAGGCCAACAAGCAGAAGUCGGGGGGCAGGACCUUCACCUCCAAGUACCGCGGGGUGCACCAGACCUUCCCCACACGCCGCUGGGAGGCGCAGUUCAGGUGCGGGCGGGGGCAGCGGGCAUGGGUGCGGGAGGAGCAGGCGGCCCGCGCCUACGACAAGAUGAUGCUGUGGUGCGAGCUGCACAACGCCACGGGCGUCAAGGGCGGCAUCACCAACUUUGAUGCCAGCAGCUAUGAGGCGAGCGUGUUUGCGGAGGUGGCCUUCCUGCAGCAGUGCACCCAGGCAAGUGGAGCUGGUGCCCUGGCGGAUGACGACCUGGUGCAGAUGCUGCGCUCCGAGGGGCGCCGCCAGGCCGCGCAGCGCAUGCUCAAGCAGAAGCGGGACGGGGCGGCUGCAUAUGCCAGGGACAAUGCCAGCGACUCUGAGAACGAAUAG
This is a messenger RNA of Chlorella variabilis, 951 nucleotides long. RefSeq lists its product as hypothetical. Lineage: Eukaryota; Viridiplantae; Chlorophyta; Trebouxiophyceae; Chlorellales; Chlorellaceae. The record is from RefSeq and is a predicted model, not a curated record. Gene Ontology annotation, molecular function: DNA-binding transcription factor activity. Gene Ontology annotation, biological process: regulation of DNA-templated transcription. The transcript has 9 exons. The coding region runs from base 1 to 951 and encodes 316 amino acids.